CAAACACAAUUCUCUUCCAAGAAAGCCUGCGCCAUCAGUUAUCCUUUACUCUUCUUGAUCCUUCUACUUUUACUCUUCUUGAUCGUUCUAUCUCUUUCUUUAUGUAUACAUCACCUCCUACACGCACUUCUAGGACAACCCUUUAAUUCAUUCAAAUUAAACACAGAAUUAGAUACGAGAAAUGGCAAAAGAAGUGAGCAACAAACAAGUAAUUCUAAAACACUAUGUCACUGGUUACCCUAAAGAAUCAGAUAUGGAUUUCAAGAAUACCACCAUUAAACUGAACGUUCAAGAAGGUUCUAAUGCUGUGAUUUUGAAGAAUCUUUAUUUGUCAUGUGACCCUUACAUGCGUGGCCGCAUGAGUAAACUUGAUGAUAGCUAUGUUGAGUCCUUCACUCCUGGCUCUCCAAUCACGGGAUAUGGAGUGGCUAGAGUUGUGGAGUCUGGUAAUUCAAACUUCCAGAAAGGUGAAUUAGUUUGGGGAAUGACUGGAUGGGAGGAGUAUAGUAUUGUAACUGCUCCUGAUCAGACUCUCUUUAAAAUUCAUGAUAAGGAUGUCCCUCUUACCUACUAUACAGGAAUCCUUGGGAUGCCUGGGCUGACAGCUUAUGUUGGUUUUUAUGAGAUUUGCUCCCCCAAGAAGGGAGAAACUGUCUUUGUUUCAGCUGCUUCUGGAGCAGUUGGUCAGCUUGUUGGCCAAUUUGCAAAGAUCAGCGGUUGCUAUGUUGUCGGUAGUGCUGGAACCAAACAAAAGGUUGAUCUGUUGAAGAGCAAGAUUGGUUUUGAUGAAGCUUUUAACUACAAAGAGGAGCAGGAUUUGGAUGCAGCUUUGAAGAGGCACUUCCCUGAAGGAAUUGACAUCUAUUUUGAGAAUGUUGGAGGGAAGAUGCUUGAUGCAGUUCUUGUGAAUAUGAAAGUCCGUGGGCGUAUUGCCGCGUGUGGGAUGAUCUCGCAAUACAACCUUGAGCAGACUGAAGGAGUCCACAACUUGUUGUACCUCAUUUCAAAACGAAUCCGCUUUCAAGGAUUUAUCAUUUUCGACCACUAUGAUCUCUACCCGAAAUAUUUGGAAAUGAUCAUUCCACAAAUAAAGGCUGGUAACGUCAAGUAUGCGGAAGACAUAGCCGUAGGUCUCGAAAGUGCUCCCAGUGCUCUAGUUGGUCUCUUCUCAGGUCGCAAUAUUGGGAAGCAAGUUGUGAUGGUUUCGCCAGAAUGAAGUACGCAAAUUAGAUGGUGGUCGAUUUGCUAGUUCUUUUAAAUAAAUUCAGUUGCAGUUUUAGCAGAGACUAGUUUUAGUGGACCUGCACGUGUACAUAGAGUCGAUAAAUAAAAAUUGUGGAGUAUAUAAUAAGAAUAAAUUGUUAAACAGCAGUAGUUGACAUUCAAAUAAAUGCAACAUUUGUUUAUGUGA
Messenger RNA from Lycium barbarum (goji berry), 1411 nucleotides. RefSeq names its product 2-alkenal reductase (NADP(+)-dependent)-like. The record is from RefSeq and is a predicted model, not a curated record. The transcript has 5 exons. NCBI's taxonomy places the organism in Eukaryota, Viridiplantae, Streptophyta, Magnoliopsida, Solanales, Solanaceae. The coding region runs from base 182 to 1216 and encodes 344 amino acids. Gene Ontology annotation, molecular function: 2-alkenal reductase [NAD(P)H] activity.